Messenger RNA from Pelobates fuscus (common spadefoot toad), 3323 nucleotides. It is a transcript of the gene SPTLC2, whose product is annotated as serine palmitoyltransferase long chain base subunit 2. NCBI's taxonomy places the organism in Eukaryota, Metazoa, Chordata, Amphibia, Anura, Pelobatidae. The coding region runs from base 85 to 1758 and encodes 557 amino acids. Gene Ontology annotation, biological process: sphingosine biosynthetic process; ceramide biosynthetic process. Gene Ontology annotation, molecular function: pyridoxal phosphate binding; serine C-palmitoyltransferase activity. The record is from RefSeq and is a predicted model, not a curated record. The transcript has 12 exons. Gene Ontology annotation, cellular component: serine palmitoyltransferase complex.
GUCAAGUGCGCUGAUUGGCUGCGCUGAAGUUCCGGUUUUGGAAGCCUGGCAGUGACAGGAGCGCAGCGCAGUGCAGGCUGGGAAAUGCCGCGGUACAGUACUGGGGAUGCCCCCGGGGGCCACAGCUCCCCCUAUAAACCGGUAAUGAACGGAGUACACAAGACCGAGAGCGGGGGCCUGAAAAACGGAUACAGGGGAGCCCUGGAUGGAAAGUUUCUCAAUGGAGUCCUGUAUAAGAGACCCUUCAAUGAGUCGUUUGAGGAGACCCCCAUGUUUGUGGCCGUUCUCACUUACAUGGGCUAUGGAAUCCUUACUCUGUUUGGCUACCUGCGGGAUUUCCUCAGGGCAUGGAAGAUAGAAAAAUGCCACAAUGCCACAGAGAGAGAUGAUCAAAAGGAUUUUGUGCCCCUUUAUCAGGACUUUGAGAAUUUCUACACACGCAAUCUGUAUAUGAGGAUCCGGGAUAACUGGAACAGGCCUGUGUGCAGUGUCCCAGGAGAACGGGUUGAUGUUUUAGAACGAUAUACAGAUGAUUACAACUGGACGUUUAAGUUCACAGGCCGGGUGAUAAAGGGCGUGAUUAACAUGGGCUCCUAUAAUUACUUGGGCUUUGCACAGAACCAAGGUGUCUGUGCGGAAAGAUCGGCGCAGGUACUGCAUCAGUACGGUGGUGGAGUGUGCAGCACCCGGCAGGAAAUGGGAAACUUGGAUAAGCACGAGGAAUUAGAGGCCCUUGUUGCUCGGUUCCUGGGCGUCGAAGCUGCCAUGACAUACGGCAUGGGCUUUGCCACAAAUUCAAUGAACAUUCCAGCCUUGGCAGGCAAGGGCUGCCUAAUUUUGAGUGAUGAGCUAAACCAUGCUUCUCUGGUUCUGGGAGCUCGGCUCUCAGGGGCCACAAUACGGAUUUUCAAGCACAACAACAUGCAGAGUCUAGAGAAGUUACUUAGAGAUGCCAUUGUGCAGGGACAGCCACGCACUCACAGACCCUGGAAGAAAAUCCUGAUUGUGGUGGAAGGAAUUUACAGCAUGGAGGGUUCCAUUGUCAGACUUCCCGAAGUAAUUGCUCUGAAGAAGAAGUAUAAAGCCUACCUUUAUCUGGACGAGGCACACAGUAUUGGGGCAUUGGGUCCAACUGGGCGAGGUGUUGUCGACUACUUUGGUUUGGACCCCAGAGAUGUUGACAUCAUGAUGGGAACAUUCACCAAGAGCUUCGGUGGUGCAGGUGGAUACAUUGGAGGCAGCAAGGUUCUUAUAGACUACUUACGAAAACAUUCUCACAGUACGGCGUACGCUAUCUCUAUGUCACCACCAGUGGCAGAGCAGAUCAUCACUUCCAUGAAGUGCAUUAUGGGUGAAGAUGGCACCAGUCUUGGCCAAGAACGUGUGCGGCAGUUGGCAGAAAAUACACGUUAUUUCCGCCGAAGACUCGCUGAGAUGGGAUUCAUCAUCUAUGGUAACAGCGACUCUCCAGUAGUUCCACUAAUGCUGUAUAUGCCAGCAAAAAUCGGAGCGUUCGGGCGGGAGAUGUUGAAGAGAAAUAUUGGGGUUGUGGUAGUGGGUUUUCCAGCGACCCCAAUCAUCGAGUCCAGGGCUCGCUUCUGUGUGUCUGCUGCACACACUAAAGAAAUGCUUGACCUGGCUCUACGAGAAAUCAGUGAAGUUGGGGACUUGCUGCAGCUAAAAUAUUCUCGGCAUCAUUUUGUGCCAUUGCUUGAUCGGCCCUUUGAUGAGACCACAUAUGAGGAAACAGAGGACUGAUACCUGCAGGAUGCGAUAUUAGUGUAAUCAUACACCCUUAUGAUUGCAGCUGGAGAGAGACACCUUCCUGGGGGAUGUUUUAUAUAUGUAUUAUUUCUUCUAUUUUUUUUUAUAUAUAUAUUUAUAUAUUUUCAUUUAUUUUCAACGCGACCUGUGACGACUCCAAAUUUUCAAGUCUGAGGCUACGUUCCCCAUCUAAUCUCUUGCGAGAAAAUUGAACUUUCUUCACCGCACUUAAACAUAGCUGUUACUGGUCACAGUGUGUAGAAUGGGUUCGUCCAAGGAAUAAAUGUUGGUAACAGCACAGGUGCUAUUUAAUGUGCUGUGUACAAGGGAGGCUGAUGCUGUGAAUGUGUGCUCAGGGAGAGGCUGAAACUGUUUGUGUGUGAGGCUGGCAAGUUGAGAGAGACAAAGGGUUUGCUGGUGGCUCUCAAAAGAUUUCUGUGUCUGAAGAUUUUUGUCUUCCGCACUUCAUAUCAAGGUCUAUGUUUCCACAGCAUAUGCCACUUUCGGACCCUAUACUCGAUGAUAUUCAUUUGUUAAUUUCCAGGACCUUCUCAUUUCAUUGUCCCUAAAACAUUGCCCACUUGUCUUGGAGAAUAGGGUUACUAUGAAUAUAUCUUUAAAAUUAAAUAGAUUAGGUCAAUAAAGCCAAGUUGGAAAAAUAAUCUCAUUCCUGAUCAUAUCGUUGUUUUUUGCUAACCUUUAAUCAUCUCACAACUUGAGUCAAUCCUGUCCAUUUAUUUUUUGGAUAAAUUCUAACAUGGGGCAUGAACUUCAAUCUGUCAAUUACUAAAUUAUCUUAAGGAAGAGCUGAAGGUUCUCCAAGUGAUGGCUGUUUUUAGGGUUAAGAGAUCUGUAUGGAGGGCCAACCAGACGAUUUUUCAGAAAACAAGAUUUUGCUCUACACAUGUGAGAUUUUCAGGGUAUCUCUCUAUCUGCGCAUGGCAGUCUAUUCUAAGAGUGACCAUUAUAAUAGUCAUCCAUCUUUUACUGAACUGUUUUUAACAUGUCUGCACAUGCAUUUGCUGGUGUGUGAUCUAGGAUGAGUGGUACAGCAGUAAGCCUGGGAAUAGGGACCAAUAUUUUAGUCACAUGAUGAGUGGAAGGAUAAUAGAUUUAACCAAUACUAGUUACCAAUCAAAAUUCUAACUUUUUAAAUAAAACAAAAUGCUGCCCUGGCUUUACCUUAAUGUACAAUACUGUUCUUUUGAGUAAAUCCACUCUGUGCAGACAAAAGGGUGGCCGACGGGUGCCAUGCAGGCUGGAUAGAGUGACUGGAAGGCACUGUGAUGUUCAGCUUGCUUUGCCUCAUUUGAGUCUAGUUUUAUUCUGUGCUCCAAACCUAUAAAAUGGUCUUAAAUUGUGAUUCUUUUUGGCAUGAAGUACAAACAAACUGACCGUAAAGAAUACAGACUUUGUAAAAUGUAUUAAUUCUCUUUACAACAUUUUUGUUACUGUUUUUUGAAAAACACACUGUGUAAACUCCACCAUCUGCUCAUGAUUGAUCUGCUUGGGAGCGAGUUAAAUUGUCCACUGCUAAUAAAUAAAAUCCAUUUAUUUUC